AUGGAUCCUGCCAUCAAUCCCCUGCGCACAUUGCUCAUUGACAACUAUGACUCAUACACAUAUAAUCUGUAUCAGGGCAUCGCCGAGGUGUACGGAGCCCCUCCAAAGGUGAUCAGAAACGAUGAAGUGGAGUGGCCAGAGCUGCGCAGGGAUCUGGAGCGGGGGCUGUACCAGGCGGUGGUGCUGUCGCCCGGCCCGGGCACGCCAGCCAGGCCCAGCGACAUCGGCGUGAGCAUGCACCUCCUGCGGGAGCGCACCCCCAUCCCAGUGCUGGGGGUGUGCCUGGGCAUGCAGGCCCUGGCACUCGCCUUUGGGGCCGAGGUGCGACAUGCUGCCUGCGGGCCCAUGCAUGGCCGCCUGAGCGGGGUCAGGCACAGUGGGCACGCCCUCUUCCACGGCAUCCCCUCGGGCCCUAAGUGGCAGGUGGUGCGGUACCACUCCCUGGAGGUGCCCCAGGCCAGCCUGCCGGCCUGCCUUCACGCCACCGCCUGGGCGCUGGCGCCCCCCGACGAGGCGGUGAUGGCCAUCUCCCACGCCACCCUGCCCUACCACGGCGUCCAAUUCCACCCGGAGAGCGUGGCCACGCGGUGGGGCCCGGCCCUGCUCCGCAACUUCCUGACCCUGGCGCACGAGUUUCACGGCGCCCCGGCGCUCACCCUUCCCGAGGGCCUGCUGCCACAAGGAACGGCUCCAAUCCCGCGUCCCUACCCAUGCACCGACGACUCAUGCGGCCCGGUCCUUGGCACUCCGCUCAGCGCCAGGAUCGACCUCGGCCUGGUGCAUGCCAGGUUAGGGAAGGGCGCGCUGCCGAGCUCUCUCGGCGCCGCGCCACGCGUGUUUGAGCGCCUCUUCCGCCCCGCGCCGCACGCCUGGUGGCUGGACAGCGCGGUGACCGACCGCGGCGGCCGCUGGUCCUUCAUGGGCUCUGGCAAGGGUGGCGCGCUCUGGCGCACGGCCUCCUACCUGGGUGAUGGUGUGCUGGAGGAGGGGUUGAGCGGAGAAGGGGGUGCCUCUGCAUCCACGACAACCCAUCGCCUGCCCGGCGGCUUCUGGGAUUGGUUGGACGAGGACGUGCAGGCGCGACGUCUCUGCCCGGCGGCGGCGGUCGCCGCCGCCGACCUGCCCUUUGACUUCUGGGGCGGCUGGGUGGGUUACAUAGGCUACGAGUUGGGGACCGAGCUGGGGCCGGGGGCAGGGCUGGCCGCCGAUGUGGCCGGAAACCCGCCCCACGCCUCACUCGUCUGGGCGGACCGCCUGCUGGCGCUGGACUGCGCCACUGGGGAGGUGUACGCGCUGGCGUGCCACAUUCAGGGCGACGGCCGGGCGGCCGAUGAGGCGCAGGCCUGGGUCGCAGGCAUGCUAGAGGCAGUGCAGGCGGUGGCAGGGGAGCCGGAUGGGGAGACCACUCCUGGCGCUGGGGCCGCCGGUGCUCCACAGGAUCCCGUGCCCAGCCCAGACCCUGUGCUAGACUUCCAGCCCCGGGAGCGGCAUGAGAGAUAUCUGGACAACAUUCGGGCAUGCCUGCAGGCCAUGCACGACGGCGAGUCGUACGAGCUGUGCCUGACGACGCAGCUGACCAGGCAGGGCGCGCCCCCGGCCUGGCCCCUCUACCGUACCCUGCGCGCCCUGAAUCCGGCCCCCUACGCGGCCUGGCUCGACUUCGGCGCCCACGGCGGGCCCCAGAUCUGCUGCUCCUCCCCCGAGCGCUUCCUGCGAGGAGAUCGCGGUGGGGUGCUGGAGGCCAAACCCAUCAAGGGCACCGCCCCUCGCCACCCCAAGGACCCCGUGGCCGACGCGGCCUCCGCCGCCGAGCUGGAAGCCUCCGACAAGGAGCGCGCGGAGAACCUGAUGAUCGUGGACCUGUUGCGCAACGACCUGGGCCGAGUCUGCGUUCCCGGCUCUGUGCAGGUGCCCUCCCUCAUGGCCCUGGAGAGCUUUGCCACCGUGCACCAACUGGUGUCCACGGUCACUGGCCUGCGGCGCGAGACUGCAUCUGUGGUGGACUGCCUGCGCGCCUCCUUCCCGGGCGGCUCCAUGACGGGGGCCCCCAAGCUGCGCAGCAUGGACAUCCUGGGCCGCCUGGAAGCCGGGCCCCGCGGUGUCUACUCCGGCAGCAUCGGCUACAUCUCCACCAAUGGUGCCUUUGACCUGAACAUCGUCAUCCGCACCGCCGUCGUGUGGGGCGACCGCAUCAGCAUUGGGGCGGGGGGUGCCAUCACGGUCCAGAGCGGCCCCGAGGCCGAGUGGGAGGAGAUGCUGCUCAAGGCCCGCGUCCUCCGCCGGGCGGUGGCCUCGGUGGAUGCGCUGGGGGUUGUGGCGGCCUGA
This is a messenger RNA of Auxenochlorella protothecoides, 2325 nucleotides long. Its product is annotated as Para-aminobenzoate synthase. The transcript is spliced from 9 exons. Lineage: Eukaryota; Viridiplantae; Chlorophyta; Trebouxiophyceae; Chlorellales; Chlorellaceae. Gene Ontology annotation, biological process: L-tryptophan biosynthetic process. The record is from RefSeq and is a predicted model, not a curated record. The coding region runs from base 1 to 2325 and encodes 774 amino acids.